Molecule: messenger RNA, 1129 nt
Organism: Seminavis robusta
Lineage: Eukaryota; Bacillariophyta; Bacillariophyceae; Naviculales; Naviculaceae
Source: the annotation of a GenBank genome assembly
UUGGACUUUGCCUUCUAUCAUAAGGCCUCGGUGUUGUUGUGCGUUCUGGUCAGUUAAGUGAAAAGAAGCAGUGGGCUUGUUAUGAGCGGGACUUGGUCGCAUGGUUGAAGCACGAAAACAGCAUGAAAGGGACUUGAGUGUUUUAGCAGCUGCAAAGUGCGUCUGUAGCACCACCAACAUUGUUGGCUUGGUUUGGAGCUGCCAUUAAUCAACGCCAUCUGCUGCGAUAGUCAAAGAAUAGGUCAAAGAAGGCCAAGUACUAGUAGUCUAUUGCCCUGCUCAGUUAUAGAAGAUAGAGGAAGCAAGCAAGAUGUGUUUCCAAAGCUUAAGUCCGGGAGUAACCGCCACUGGCAGCAAUGGGACUCCUGUCGCUUCAGCCAUCAAAUCUCCUCACUGCACCAACAGCACAACUACAAGCACUACUAACAACACUACUAACACUACCAUUACUACAAGCACUACCAAGAUGGACGUAUUGGACUUUGCCACUCUCGACGAAUUGGCCAAGACUCGAUCGGAGCAACAGGAAGACAUGUACCCUCAGGAGCGUCGGUUUUCUACGGACACGUGCAGUACGGACACGGACAGCACCAUUGCUACUAGUACUGAUAGUGCUAGUGCGUGUGAAGAAGAAGAAGGUACUAGUAGAGUACGAUGCUCAGUCCAGUUUGACUUGCGCCAUGUGAUUGUCGUGGAGAUUGAACGGUCCUUCGAGACCAAUCAAGAAAAAGCGGCGCUUUGGUACAGCAAAGCCGACAUUGCCCACGCCACGGCAUUGGAGAAACAGUGCGUCCAAGACUUUGCCGAUGCGAGUCCCAAUUACAUGACUCAAUUGCUCCAGAUCUGGAGGACCCCGUGCAUGGACACGCAAGUACUCGAUAAGCUCGUCUUGCCCAUUCACGAUACUCCGCAUCGAGGACUCGAGAAACACUGCCUGAAAGCCAUGAAGCAGCGUCGCGGCAUUGUGCUGCGUAAAGUACUCCAAGCGCAGCACGAACUCUAUUUUUGUGUAGCGGAUCCACACGAACGAGCAGCGCUACUUCGGGAGCAAUGCCAACCACUCUGUCGUACUUCAGCUAGGUUUGCAAAGGCCAUGGCACAAGGAGAUGCCAUGGCGGCGGCUUACUGA